Molecule: messenger RNA, 792 nt
Organism: Entamoeba dispar SAW760
Lineage: Eukaryota; Evosea; Mastigamoebida; Endamoebidae
Product: M-phase inducer phosphatase, putative
Exons: 1
Coding region: 1-792 (263 amino acids)
Biological process (GO): positive regulation of G2/MI transition of meiotic cell cycle; protein dephosphorylation; positive regulation of G2/M transition of mitotic cell cycle
Cellular component (GO): nucleus; cytoplasm
Molecular function (GO): protein tyrosine phosphatase activity
Source: RefSeq, a predicted model, not a curated record
AUGAAAGCAACAAGAAAUACAUUUAAUUCUACGGUUAUGACAAAAUCAGUUGGGUCCCUUUCUGAUAUAAUUAAUAACCAGAAUAGAAAUUCUAAUUCUGAACUUGCUGUAUCAGAUUCACCAUCACCAAGAAUAAGUAAAACACCUGAUUUAAAUAUUAGUUUUAGAAGAAGGACAAAUAGAAGACAGACAUUAGCUGAAUAUCUUUUUGUUUCUAAUUCACCUGAAUCUGUAGAAGAAAAUGAAAUAAAUUAUAAUACUUUAUUACCCUCAGAACGAACUAUGUUUGGUGUUAACUCAAUAACACCACUAAUUCUUUUGGGUGCCCUUGAACAUCACUCUAACAUUCAAUUAAUUGACUGCAGGUUUCCAUAUGAAUUUGCUGGUGGUAGAAUUCAUGGAGCAAUUAACGUUUGGAAUGAGCAGUUAUUAAAUGAACAUUUCCCGGUUGCCAAGGAUAUGCCUCAAUCUUCUUCCAUUCUCAUAUUUUAUUGUGAGUAUUCUGGAGAAAGAGGUCCUUCAUUAGCUAAAAAGCUACAUUCCAUUGACAAAAAUUCUUUAAAUCCUUAUCUAAUAUACAAAGAAAUUUAUGUCAUUGAAAAUGGCUUUUUAAGUGUUUUAAAAACUGUUCCUUAUCUUAUUGAAGGGGUCCAUAUUGCUAUGGAUGAUGCUAGUUAUUCUGAAGAAAUGGUUUAUUAUCUUCGUCAAGUAAAAUCUUCUUCAGGAUCUAAAACUCCAAGAAGUCCUUCUUCACUCUCUUCAUCUUCCCGUUUAUUUUUACGGUCAUACUAA